Molecule: messenger RNA, 899 nt
Organism: Cydia splendana
Lineage: Eukaryota; Metazoa; Arthropoda; Insecta; Lepidoptera; Tortricidae
Gene: Cox11
Product: cytochrome c oxidase assembly protein COX11, mitochondrial
Exons: 4
Coding region: 97-804 (235 amino acids)
Cellular component (GO): mitochondrial inner membrane
Molecular function (GO): copper ion binding
Source: RefSeq, a predicted model, not a curated record
AAAAAUGAGUUUAAAAUGUUUAUCGGGCAUACAAUUUCUCCGAUUUUACUGAAAAUGUUGUAAUAUAAUAUUCUUUUAAACAUUGAAUGAAACAUCAUGAUGAAUCGCCUUUUAUUCAUGAAUACGUGUAGUGUUAAUUUAUUUAGGAACAGUAUUAUCAAAUCUACACCGAAAUUAUUGACUCCUGUGAAAUGUCCUUCCAACUUCUUUAUCCGAGGAGCUCACGACCAGAAGAAGAAUAUCAGAUCAACUUUAAACUAUGUAGUAGCCAUAGGUGUCAUGACUGUGGGCCUGAGUUACGCAGCUGUACCGCUAUACCGGAUAUUCUGCCAGGCCUACAGCUAUGGAGGAACAACAGGACUAGCUGAGCCGAAUGAUGUAGUAAGCACAAUGACUACAGUAAAGCAUCGGCCCAUCCGGGUGCGCUUCAAUGCCGAUGUAGCCUCGUCCAUGCAGUGGAACUUCAAGCCACAGCAGCCAGAUAUCACAGUUUUGCCUGGCGAAACAGCCCUCGCAUUCUACACAGCGCGUAACCCCACUGACAAGCCUGUGACUGGCAUCAGCACAUACAAUGUCAUCCCGUUUGAAGCCGGACAAUACUUCAACAAGAUUCAGUGCUUCUGCUUUGAAGAGCAGCAGCUCAACCCCCAUGAGCAGGUGGACAUGCCAGUCUUCUUCUACAUCGACCCCGAGUACACCCAGGACCCUCAAAUGGAGUAUGUAGACGAGAUUGUGCUCUCCUACACCUUCUUCGAGGCAAAAGAGGGCCUGAAGCUCCCCGUACCCGCGUAUGUCAAGCAAUAAUGACAUUAGACCUACUGUAAAUAAUAGUUUAGAAUGCAUUUGUUUUGCUUAAGACACUGUGGUUUGUUAAGUUUAUUUUUGAAUAUAAUAUAAUG